AUCCUGUCAGAUUACAGAUUCUCAAGAAAAUCCAAAUAGAAUUGAAAGUCUCAAAACAGGGAUAUUUCUAAAAAUCAACAUUUAAUUAUUAUUUUGUUCUUCAAAAUACAAAGAAAACAAAAAAAACAUUGUAGGUCGAAUUUUUCGAUUGCAUAAAAUGUCCGCAGUGCAUCUUUUACCAGUUUCGGUAUUUUUGUUAUUCCAAGUUUCAUUUAUUGGAUGCUAUAUAGCGGCGGUACUUCAAGGACAUGUUGUGCCAACGGUACCCUACAUCAGCGAUGCUGCAACUUACUCGCCCGAGAGCUGUGUUUUUGGCCAACUCAUGAACAUUGGUGCAGUGUUAUUGGGAAUCACCAUUUACAUACGUUAUCGACAAGUGCUUGAGUUAUAUUGCCAUCAUCCUGAGAUGGGACCUUCUCUACUCAAAUAUAACAGACUUUCAGCUUGGUUUGGAGUUUUAUCUUGCUUUGGAAUCAGCAUAGUGGCGAACUUUCAAGAAACAAACGUUAGAAUUGUUCAUUUUAUUGGUGCAUUUAUGUGCUUUGGUUCUGGUACAAUGUACUUUUGGAUGCAGGCGUUUAUAUCGUAUACAAUUCAACCGAUGGCUGGAACUAAGCUAAGAGCGCACAUUAGACUAGGAAUGGCAGUUUGUUGCACAAUUCUUUUUAUUUUAUUGGCAGUGACUGGAAUUAUGUCGCAUAUAUUGUUUAAGGGAACAAAUCCUCGAAAGUGGUACCCAUCGGAUGGUGGUUGGCGCUUCCAUGUAGUUAGUUCAGUAUCCGAAUGGAUAAUUGCCACAAUAUUUUGCUUCUUCAUUCUGACAUUUACAGACGAAUUCCGAGAUGUGGACUUAGAUCACCCGCAGGUGAUGCUCGCAGCCUAUCGUAUAACAUUGUAAGAAAAAAACAAAACGUAUUGGUAUUGCUUGGUGGAAUACAAAUUGAUUUUGUUUUUUACAAAUGUUUCUUUUGAGCUGUGAUAGGUUAUUCUUCUUAGUUUAAGAGAUACAAUCUUAUUUUUUCCUUUUUCGGUUUUUCUAUUGUUUUUCUUUCUUCUUUUCUUUACUGACCUUUCUUUACAAUUUAAUGAUGUAAAAAGUAUUUAACAGAGUAAAAUAAGAAUUGUAGCUUUACAAUGAGUAAAAAUAAUAAACAAAAAUCUUAUACAUUU
Eupeodes corollae is the source of this 1170-nucleotide messenger RNA. Its product is annotated as DNA damage-regulated autophagy modulator protein 1. The record is from RefSeq and is a predicted model, not a curated record. Bases 158 to 898 code for a protein of 246 amino acids. Lineage: Eukaryota; Metazoa; Arthropoda; Insecta; Diptera; Syrphidae. The transcript is spliced from 5 exons.